AGGAGAGGUUGUGAUUGCAGAAAAUUCUAGAUUGCAAAUAAGAAUUUAUGAAUUAGAACAAAGAAUACGUGCUUUAAAUCUCGAUAAAGACGAAUUGAUUCGUGAUAAUACACAUUUAAGAAAUAGAGUUGAAGAACUUGUACAGAUUCAUGUAGCAAAUGAAAAUUUGACGCGAUUAAAUAACGUGUUAAAAAUUGUUUUGAGAGACUGUGAAGAUGAGAGAGUUUAUUACAAAGUGGCCAAUAUAAAAGAAUUUGAGGAUUUUAUUUCAAAUUAUAUUUUUAGUUUGUUCAAUAAUAUUGAAUUAUUAUUGAGAUUUGAUAAUCAAUACACAACAAAUAUU
Racocetra persica is the source of this 343-nucleotide messenger RNA. Lineage: Eukaryota; Fungi; Glomeromycota; Glomeromycetes; Diversisporales; Gigasporaceae. The record is from the annotation of a GenBank genome assembly.